This is a messenger RNA of Striga hermonthica, 319 nucleotides long. Lineage: Eukaryota; Viridiplantae; Streptophyta; Magnoliopsida; Lamiales; Orobanchaceae. The record is from the annotation of a GenBank genome assembly.
AUGUUCUGUUGCAAAAUUUCAGAGCUGAAGGCUCCAACUUACAGCCCAGCCCAAGUUGACAACCCUAAGUUCUUGACACCCACCUCCACUCCUGUAUUCCCUCACUUGCCUUCACCGUUCCUCUCUUCCAAGGCUCGCGCCGUGCCUGCCAUUCCCCACCUCGCCGGUCGCCAUUCCCCACCCCGCCGGUCGCCAUUCCCCACCCCGCCGGCCACCGGUCGUCACUCCCCACCCCGCGCGUCGAUGGCGCCCGCUGGAGAUCGUGCUUCUGCUCCUGGAACGAAAGAGGGGCAAGGGGAGCAAGCCCAAGAUGAAGAGU